AUGGAAUCCGACCUCGACGCGGAUAUCUCCUCUAUCCGCGCAGAAAUCCGCGCCCUCCAAUCCCGCAAACGCUUCCUCUCCUCCAGCCUCCUCGCCUCCGACGCUCUCCAAAAACACUUCUCCGACCCUGACACCUUGUCAUCCGCAAAAUCGCAAUUGCAGCUCGCAGAAGCAUCCCCCCUGGUCCAAUCCGCCAACACCCACACCGAAUCGAACCACCACCGCAUCGCGUUCUCGACGACCGCGUUUCCGUUUACAGACCCUUCGCCUCAUGGCUCGUCGGGAGGCGGUAAAGAUCAAAAUAAAGAUAAGGAGAAGGAGAAGAGUCUACUAGGUGUGCGCAUCGACAUUUGCGCGCGGAACGGCCGCUUCGCGAAACCGUACUAUGUACUCCUAAAGCGAGUUCCAGGACCAGAUGGCCAACGGCGGCUGCGCGUACAUCGACAUACGAUCCCCGCGUUUAUCUCGAUGGAGAAACUAGAGCGGACAUACCUGCCUACACCCUCGCAGACAGAAGAGCAGGAACAGAGAGAAGAAGAGGAGGAGGAAUUGAAACCUUGGAAGAAGAAGAAGCGACCCAAUAGAAAACCAGACCUCCACGCCUUCGUCCGAACACUCCGACGCGAACUAGUCUCGUGGCAGAAGAGACGCGACGCUGUCGGGUUAUUACGGGAGAAGCUUGGGGUGCGGAAUCAGGAUUCUGACUCCGAGCAGGAUAUUUUCUCUGACGUCAAAGAUGGAGAAGGGUGGUUACCAAUAAACCCAAUGGGUCUUGCAUCGCUAUCACCAACCGCACUGGAAGCACGAUACGUCAGAUUAGAAUGGGAAGAUGGUCGCGUGGGGAGAUUCAAAUUGUCGAAUACCGGGAUGGUGGAGCGCGCGGUUGUGAUAGGGGACCAGGGUAGGGAUAAAAUACUGGAAGCAGCUAUGACAGGCGGUGAUGGGCGGGUAGAAAGCGUGCUGGACCGGUUGGGGCAGUAUACUACAUCGAAGCCCUGA
Molecule: messenger RNA, 999 nt
Organism: Aspergillus chevalieri
Lineage: Eukaryota; Fungi; Ascomycota; Eurotiomycetes; Eurotiales; Aspergillaceae
Exons: 2
Coding region: 1-999 (332 amino acids)
Cellular component (GO): Mis6-Sim4 complex; kinetochore
Source: RefSeq, a predicted model, not a curated record